AUGGAGACAGAAAAAUCGGACUUUCUGUGUCCUGGUAUCAUCAUGAUUUGGUUCGCUGUGCUUCUAUCGGUGCUCUGUGCCGCUGAAAGUUGUCCUACUAUUAUAAGCCGGGAAGAAUGGGGAGCCCGGAACCACACCCACGAAUGCAAGAGGAUGUGUCUUCCAGUAUCGAACGUCAUCAUCCACCACACAGGUGGGGACUUCUGUAACUCCACAGAAACAUGCAAAGCCGAAGUCAGGAAGAUACAGAAUUAUCACAUGGAUAACCAGACAUGGUGUGACAUCAGAUACAACUUCCUCAUUGGUGAGGACGGCGCUGUGUAUGUAGGUCGGAGCUGGACGACUGUUGGUGCUCACGCUACAAACUAUAACCACAUCUCCAUUGGUAUCAGCUUCAUAGGAAACUUCACUGAUCGCGCUCCCAACGAUGCAGCCCUGAAUGCUACCACAGAACUUAUCGCUUUUGGGGUGGACAACAUCUUAAUCAGCAGCAACUAUAUCCUGUGGGGACACCGAGAUGUGUCGAACACAGCCUGUCCCGGAGAUAGCCUCUACGACGUCAUUAAAGGAUGGCCGCGCUUUAGAGCUUGA
Molecule: messenger RNA, 591 nt
Organism: Nanorana parkeri
Lineage: Eukaryota; Metazoa; Chordata; Amphibia; Anura; Dicroglossidae
Product: peptidoglycan recognition protein 1-like
Exons: 5
Coding region: 1-591 (196 amino acids)
Biological process (GO): peptidoglycan catabolic process; innate immune response
Molecular function (GO): zinc ion binding; peptidoglycan binding; N-acetylmuramoyl-L-alanine amidase activity
Source: RefSeq, a predicted model, not a curated record